AUGUCAGCCGCCGAUCUCUCCGCCGCCACAGUACUCGAGCUCGGCGCAGGCCUCGGCCUCCCCGGCCUCGCCGCCGCCAUCGCCUUCAACUCACCCCGCGUCGUUCUCACCGACACGGCCCCGCUGCUGGACGGGCUACGAAGGAACGUGGAGGCGAACGGAGUCGGAGAAAGGGUGGAGGUGCGGGAGCUGGGGUGGGGGUCGGAUGAAGUGGAGGAGUUCGGGCGUGAGUUUGGGGAGGUGGAUGUGGUGCUAAUGUCAGAUUUGUUUUUUGACCCGGAGGAGAUGGGCGGGCUUGGGCGG
Molecule: messenger RNA, 303 nt
Organism: Phalaenopsis equestris
Lineage: Eukaryota; Viridiplantae; Streptophyta; Magnoliopsida; Asparagales; Orchidaceae
Product: methyltransferase-like protein 23
Exons: 1
Source: RefSeq, a predicted model, not a curated record